AUGCUUACAGCUGAUUGGUUCUGUUCUGUUCUAGGUCCCAUUAAUGAUGACGCCAUUUUGCAUAUUUUGAGACUCAGAGAUAAACUUAACUGGCAGACAUUAUUACCACCUUGUGAAUUUGUUAAAUCGCAGGAUGUGGCUAAAUUUCGGAAGAUCCCAUUACUGGAUGAUGCAUUAAAAAAAGAUGAUGGAGAAUACAUAUACUGUCUUAUAAGAAGUAGGGAUGACCCCAAAGCAGCCUACAAUCCAUAUGAUCUUCAAGUGGUCUCUGCAAAUAUGGCUAGACGAAGUAAAGAGUAUUGGACUAUUAGUGCCUCAUAUGUAUCCAAGUUCACUUCAGUGUGUGGAAAGCAUGAAAUGGAAAUAACUCCAGUGAUGGAAUGGUUAUAUGAAAGGCAACUUUAUAAUGUGUUACAUAACAUGGAUUUAUAUUUUAAUUUCAGGAGGAAAUAUUACACCUGUGAUGGCAAACCUAUGGCACAUGUGCCAGUAGUGGCACACAGAGUCCUCUCUACGGGCACACGAGCCAUCACCCCAGUUCAGUUCUGCUGCAUAAAUACGGCUUAUACAUACACAUUGGAUGAAUUUUGUGAGGAACAAUAUCAACAGAGUCAACAUGCUUUAUCUCAACUCCAAAGUUUUAAAGAUAAAGUAAUCGAAGUAAUUCAGGCCUGCUUUUUAAAAGUAGCAAAAGAGAAAGGAGCAGAAACACUUUUUCAGCCUUCAUUGUAUGAUUUAAAAGAGAAACCAAAAUACUUUGAGAUAGCUGAAUGGCGGCACAUUAUGGAACGCUUUUCUAAGUUUCUUAAGCUUGUAGAUAGAAUCUUUCAAGAAUUUCUUCGCAGAUUGGUAAACAAUGCCAUAAAUACUCUUUUGGAGAUAUUUAAAGGUUCCAGUAAUAUGACCAUUUCAAAAAAGAAGACAAAUGAAAGCCUUAUGAGAACAUAUAAAAAUUCAAUUGAGAAAGCACUUUUCUUAUUGACUGAAAAUAGAUGCCUGUGGGUAUAUGAAAAUGAGCAUUUUGAAGGCACCCAGAAAUUAUUGCACCGUUCAAAGGAAACAGAAGCACAACAUGAUAUUGUUACUGUCAGUGAUAUAGACAAGAUCCUAGAAGAAGUGAAAAGGCAACUAAAAGGCGAAGAGGAAUAUUUCCCAAUAUUUGAAAUAAAUAUUUGUCUGAGAAUUCCCUAUGAAAAGGAGCAUCGUAGAAAAUAUUACCAAAAUGAUGAUGAUUAUAUUUUAGAAUCUUCAGCAGAAUCUUUGAAAGAAAUAUUAGACUUUGAUGAAGUUUUGAGCAGCUCAUUUGAAGAUGAUAGCAAACAUGAAGAAAGAUCAGAAAGUACUACAGAAGAUUUGGGUACCUUCAGGAAUGAAGGAAAACUAAGGCCAUUGAGAAAAGAGGCCAUCUCUGAUUCAGAUAAACAGCUAAUCACAUAUGAGAGCUCUCUACAGUUCUCUACAGAUGUAUCACUGAUUCCUAACAGAAAAAGUUUUUCAAUACAAUUACAAGGGAUUGUAGAUGGAUUAGAAAACAUCAUUGAUCAAGUUACACCAUUUUCUCAGGAUUCUCGGCUUUCAAUCUUCAUUGAUCAGUCUUUACAUAAAAUAAUGCAGCAAUGUGAAGAUUACACAGAUUUUGAACCAGGACAUUAUCAAUCAACAUGGCCAAACUGUGAUCUUAUUCUUGGGACAGAUCCAGAUUACCAAAAUAAAAUUCUGGAGCUUUUAUCUCUUCAGAGUUCUUCACUGGCCCGAGUAGAAUCUUACAGCAGAAACUUUAUGGAAUAUUGCAGUAUGGUAGAUAAAGCAAAAUAUACAAAUGAUAAAAUGGUAGCAUUGGAAAGAGAGUUGACUACAAAGGAGUUUAGAAAUAUUCUAGAAAAUUAUACAGUUGAUGUAAAGGAGAUUGUAUGUAUGCUUAUUGAAAAACGCAUCUCUCUGUUUAGAGUAAACAGUUUGAACUUUCAGACAGACUGCCUGCCAUAUUUUGAGGGUCUGCUUAAGACUAUUCAUUUUCAUUUUUAUACAGCAAUUGAUACAAAGAAUGUGCAUCUUGUUGAAGUCACUCAGUCAGCAGUAACAAAGUUGAACAAAGAACUAGUAACAGUGGAUGGAUUUGUUGAACAUUUGCUAUAUCUUCAGGAAAUUUCCUCACAACUACCAAAUAUAAAGGUUGAAUAUCACUACCUUUCUGAGCUCCACUUCAUUGCAAAUGAUUAUAACAUCUUUCUCCCACACCAGCAGCUUGCUCUCUAUCAAACUGUUGUGCGAACACUCCAGAAUCUUCAAUCAACUAUCCUUAUAUGUGAAAAAAUGAAGGAUGAUUAUGUUAUAAAGUUUAAUGAAAGCUUGGGAGAAUUUAUGGAUAAUUUACAAGUUGAAAUGAAAGAAUACAAAAGCAAGGUGAGAAAUCCUGUCCUUCUCCUCAGUGAAACCCUGCCUAAGACAGCUAAAGAAAUGAUUGAAAAUCUUAUUGAAGAAGCAGGAAUUAUCAGUGAGAAAAUUUUAAAUUAUGCAAAUUACCAGCACGUGCUUGAUGGUGCCAUUGGUGACAUGAAAUCAUUGUCUGUGGAAAAACUGUCUCAUAGAAGUCAGGCUGGAGAUUCUCAGAGAGUGAAUGCUGAACUCUCAGAAAUUGAAGGUGAACUACAGUUACGUAAAUUGUUAUGGGACUCACAUGAAGAUUGGGCAAAACUUAUCUUUAAGUGGAAACAUACAAUCUUUUGGAAUCUUGAUGUAGAUGUAAUUCAAAGUGAAGUUAACAGAUUCAUGCAGAGAAUUCAUAUUCUUGAAAAAGGCUUGCCAGAAAAUACUAUUUUACCCAUUAUGAAGAAAUCAUUGUUGGAUUUUAAGGAAUCCUUGCCUAUAAUCAUAUCUUUACGGAAUCCUAGUCUUCAACGGAGGCAUUGGGAAACAAUACAGAAUAUUGUUGGAGAGGCAAUUUCUUGGGAUAAAAGACUUACUCUGGAGAAGAUCCUGGAACUCAAUAUGUUUCAAUAUAGAAAAGAUAUUAAUGAAAUAUCCAUAAGAGCUUCCAAAGAAACAACUCUUGAAGUAAUGUUUAAAAAUAUCAUUAGCCUUUGGCAGAAAACUGAUUUCCACUUAUGUCCCUAUAACACUGAAACAUCUAGUAUUUGUAUUAUUUCAUCUGUGGAAGAUAUAACUACUCUGUUAGAAGAAUCUCUGAUGACAAUCUCAACCAUUAAAAGUUCUUGUUUUGUUGAACCAAUUAAGAAUCUUGUUCAUGCUUGGGAUCAUAAGUUAAAUCUCAUUUCCUGUACUCUGGAGGAAUGGUUAACUUGUCAGAGACACUGGAUUUAUCUGGAGCCAAUCUUUCAGGCUCCAGAAAUAAAAAGACAACUUCCAGAAGAAGCCAGUCUCUUCUCUGUAGUUGAUAACAAAUGGAAAGAAAUCAUGAACUUUGCAGCAGAGACUCCAAAUGUUCUUGCGGCAACUACAAGUGGAAUUUUUGAAAUACUGCAGAGCAACAAUGCAUCACUAGAAAAAAUACAGAAGGCUCUUGAGGAGUAUCUUGAAGUUAAACGUAUGAUUUUCCCAAGAUUUUAUUUUCUCAGCAAUGCAGAACUCCUUGAAAUAGUAGCUGAAAGUAAAAAUCCUGAUGUUGUACAGCCUCAUCUUAUGAAAUGUUUUUCAAACGUGAGGAAGUUAUAUAUACGACCGCAACAUCAGACACCUCCAGUGAUUUUAAUGAUCAGAUCUGCUGAAGGAGAGAUUCUUCUAAUACCAAAGGGUGUUCGUAUUAGAGGUUCUGUUGAACAAUGGCUUAAAAAUGUUGAGAAUACCAUGUACAAUAUGGUAAGAAAGUUUAUAGAAGUUGGAAUUACAGAGUGGAAUCAAAUGGAAUUUAAAGAAUGGUUUUUUACCCAUCCAGGACAGGUGAUAUUGAUUGUGGAAAUGAUAGAAGACCUGGAUGAUCUGAUCAGCGUUCUAGAGCAACUUACAGAGAUAGCAUCAGAUAUUCUUCCCUACCACAAGCAAAGCACCUUGGAAGCUUUGAUUUCUUUGUCCAUCCAUAAUAGAGAUAUAUUAUCUUUACUGAUAGAUCAAGAGAUUGGCAUUAAAGAUUUUGAAUGGACAAGGCAAUUGCGUUACAAAUGGCAUGAAUGCAACCUGUGCACAGUUAUUCAAGGUUAUGCUUCCUUUGAAUAUGGUUAUGAAUAUUUAGGCUGCUCUCCACGCUUGGUUAUCACGCCUCUUACUGAUCAGUGUUGGUUAACCAUUACUGGAGCACUACAGUUAAAUCUAGGAUGCUGUCUUGCUGGGCCAGCAGGUACAGGAAAAACAGAAACAGUUAAAGAUCUGUCAAAAGCUUUGGGAAAAUUCUGUCUUACAUACAAUUGUUCUGGAAAUUUGGAUGAUAAGGUAAUGGCAAAAUUGUUCUUUGGGCUUGUUCAAUCUGGAUCAUGGUGUUGUUUUGAUGAGUUCAAUCGGAUUGAUAUAGAAGUCCUCUCUGCAAUUGCUUCACAUCUUCAGGCAAUUAAGGCAGCUAAAGAUAGCCUCAAUGUCAGAUUUGUUCUGGAAGGAAAAGAAAUCCGUCUGAGACCACACUGUGCAAUUUUUAUUACCAUGAAUCCUGGAUACAAAGGUCGUGUGGAACUUCCAGACAACUUAAAAUCAUUAUUUCGUCCUAUGUCAAUGGUAAUACCGGAUUAUGAACUCAUUGCUGAAAUAAUGUUGUUUUCAGAAGGUUUCAAAUCAGCAAAAUUACUCUCAGGGAAGAUAAUAAAUCUUUACCAACUUUCUAGCAAAAGACUAUCACUACAGGAUCACUAUGAUUUUGGCAUGAGAGCUAUAAAAACUGUAUUAAUAAGAGUUGGUCAAAGGCGUCAAGAAUAUAAUAAAAAAAGGUUUUCUGCAAUGGAGGAAACUCUAAUCACGAUUGACAUACUGAAAGAAGUGAAUUUGCCAAAGUUAAUUGCUGAAGAUGUUCCAGUAUUUGAAGACAUUAUCAGAGAUCUCUUUACAGAAAUGGAAGUUCCAAAAGUAAAUCCUAAACGAUUAGAGAGUGCAAUAUCUCUUGCAAUACAGCAUUUAUCUUUGCAGCCUUGGGAAAAUCAGAUAGAAAAGGUUAUACAACUAUACAAUCAGCUUAUGGCUCGUGCUGGUGUGAUGCUUGUAGGCCCCACAGGUGGAGGAAAAACUACCAUCAGAACAAUUUUAGAAAAAGCUUUGAUAAUCUUUCCAUUAGUUGAUAUGGAAAGUGCUACCAAACUUGAUGUUUUUCAGAAUAAUUCAAAGAGAAGCAAAGUGGAUACUUUUGUUGUAAAUCCAAAGUGUGUUACUAUUGAUGAACUCUUUGGACAGACAAAUCCUAGUACAAUGGAAUGGUCAGAUGGAUUAUUAUCAUCAGCAGUUCGAGGAUUUGCCAAACUUGGAAUAAAAAAAGCUAAAAGAAAAGAUCCAAGCCUUGGUGAAACUUCUGUUGACUGGCAGUGGAUUAUCCUUGAUGGCCCAGUAGAUCCACUUUGGAUAGAAAACUUAAAUUCUGUGCUAGAUGACAGCAGAACAUUAUGUCUUGCUAACAGUGAAAGAAUUUAUCUAUCAUCAGCCUUCAGAGUGAUAUUUGAAGUAGACAGUGUAUCUCAAGCCAAUCCAGCCACAAUUAGUAGAUGUGCCAUGGUUUACGUGGAUCCUGCUGAUUUGGGAUGGGAGCCUUAUGUCAAAACAUGGCUGCAAGGCAUUUCUGAAAUAAUACCAGAAAAUAGUAUUGAAUAUCUUGAAAGUUUAUUUCACUCAAGUAUAAAGAUAGGGUUAACUUUUCUAAAUAAACAUAAGAAAAUGCAAGCAUUUCCUGUACAUCAGUUGGGGAUAGUAAUGAACAUUUGCAGAAUUAUCGAUUCAUUUAUUCAUGUAAUGAAACUAAGUCAAGUAUCACAAGAUAGUAAGGGUGGUGAGAUAUGGUUUUGGGAAAAGGAGCCUAAUAAAAUGCUCAUAUUAUUGGAGAAAAUUUUCAUAUUUGCAUUCACUUGGGCUGUUGGAGGAAUUUUAAAACGAGAAGAAGAGCAUGAAGGUGAAACUCUCAUUGAUAUAAACACUAGCCAAGAUGAACUUGCACAUGUAACAUCUGAGUUCAAUUAUCUUGUUCGUGAAUUAUUUGACAAAAAACCACCUACCAAUAUCCAGAUGCCACCUGGAGAUAAAACUGUUUUUGAUUAUUUUGUGGAUUUACAAACAGGAGAAUUUGAACCAUGGGGACAUUUAGUUCCCAGCACUCAAUUUCUUAUCCAGAAAGUUUCAGCUCUCAGCUCAGUAAGAGAGGAUUCUGAAGUAGAAGAACCAUCUUCAGGGCCUUUCAUUUGUAAAUUACAAUUAGGUGCCCGUACAACUGCAGCUCAAACGAAGAGUUUGAUCACCCAGAAAUUAAUACUGAAAAGUAAAGAUGUCAUAGGUGCGCCACAAUCUCAACAAGCACUACUGUUCAUUGAUGAUCUGAACAUGCCAGUCGCAGAAAUAUAUGGAUCCAAGCCACCAUUAGAGUUCAUCCGUCAGUUUGUGGAGUUGGGAGGAUUUUAUGACACUAAACACCUUGAAUGGAAACAUGUUCAGGACAUUGCCACAGUUGCAUGCUGUACACCUCUAAACGUAGGAAGUAAUGAGAUUAGUACUCGUCUUCUGUCCCAUUUUUGCAUCUUAGUUUUGCCUGCAACUUCCUUACAGUCUUUGCAACGCAUUUUCCAGGUACUUGAAGGACUACUUCAAGCCCACAAGUCAGUUAUUGUCUCAAAAGAAACAACAGCAUUAUUGUUUAUGCAUGAAUCUACCCGAAUUUUCCAUGAUCGUCUGGUUGAUCUAGCAGAGAAAGAGACAUUUUAUCAAUUUCUUUCAAAUGAGCUCAACAAUUAUUUUAAAAUUGGAUGGAAUGGCAAUGGAAAAGCAACCUGUGCAUCCUUAGCCAGUUAUAUAUCUGAAUGCAGUAUCUAUAGGUUAUCUACUUCCUAUAAUUACACCUUUGCACAUUUUCAAGAGGAUAUUAAAAAAGUCUAUAAACAAGCUGGAGCAGAAGGCAAGAGGACCAUUCUUCUCAUUACAGAUUCAGAUAUAAUUCAAGAAUCAUUUGUGGAAGUCCUAAGUUGUAUUCUGAAAUCAGGACAAGUGCCCCACCUAUUUGAGAAGGAUGAGUUGAAUAACAUUAUUGAAUCACUUACAUCAAUUUCUGAAAUGGCUAAGGAAUCCAACAAAUUGGAUGAUAUGUAUUCUUUCUUCUUACAGAGAGUACGCCACAACCUUCAUAUAGUUUUGACAAUAAAUCCUACAGGACUGGUUUUCCGUCAGUAUUUACAGAUAUAUCCUGCCAUUGUGAAUUGCUGUACAGUAGACUGGUACGAAAAUUGGCCUGAAGAGGCCCUUUGCCAUGUAGCAAAAAGUUAUUUUAGCCAAAGUGAGACAUUUAGAAAUGAGAAUGUAAAAGUUACUCUUAUCCCUAUGACUGUUAAUAUUCACAAGAAUGUAUCUAUAAUAAUUGAGAAAUACUUGAAGGAAACUAAAAGACACUAUUACAUCACUCCCAAAAGUUACUUGCAGUUUAUAAAUACUUUUUCCACAAUGUUGAGGACCACAAAAGAGAAAAUGCUGAGUGAAAGAGCUUGCUAUCAUUCUGGUUUGACAAAAAUCUUGGAUGGAACUUCACAGAUUGCAGAUAUGCAAGAUGAAUUGCUUGUCCUUGGACCUCAGAUAGAGUCAAAAUCAAAGGAAAUAGAAGAACUUGUAGCUAAACUUCACAAAGAUGCGUUAGUUGUAGAACAAGUUCGAACUUUGGUUAAAAAGGAUGAAGAAAUUAUGGCUGCAGAAACAAAAAUUGUGGAAGGGUAUGCUAAGCAAGUAACAGAAGAACUUAAUACCGUAUUACCAUCUUUGGAGAAGGCUCUUAGUGCUCUUGAUGCACUUGACAAAAAUCACAUUGCAGAAGUUAGAGUAUAUACUCAUCCUCCUCCACUUGUUUUAACUGUUAUGAAUGCAGUCUGUAUUCUUCUUCAAAAGAAACCAGACUGGGCAACAGCAAAAUUAUUACUGUCAGAUCCAGGAUUCCUGAAAAAAUUGAUUACAAUUGACAAAGAUAAUUUACCAGAAAAGGUUUUUCUGCAGUUAAAAAAAUAUGUGAGAUCAUCUGAUUUCAACCCAGUGAAAGUGGGACUUGUGUCUGUUGCAUGUUGCUCCAUAUGCCAGUGGAUUUUAGCUCUGGAUCACUAUCAUAUUGUUAAAAAGUUUGUAGAUCCAAAGCAAGCAAAGGUAGUGGAAGCAGAGGAAUUACUGAAUCGUGCACAUAGUAAAUUAGAUGAAAAACGAAGAUGUUUAGCCCUGAUUGAACAACAUCAACAAAAUUUAGAAGCAUUGUAUGAUGAAAGUAUUGCUGAACAGGAAAAACUUGCAGCCCGAAAAAUUCAAACAACUCGCCGUUUACACAGUGCAUCUAUAUUAAGCAUAGCUCUAAAGGGUGAAAUGGAACGCUGGAAAGAAUCUGUUAAUAACCUUGAUCAAAGAUUGCAAGGAAUUGUAGGUGAUGUCCUUAUAUCAGCAGCUUGUAUUGUCUACAGUGGAAUGUUAUCACCGGGGUAUCGUCAACAGCUAGUCAAUGACAGUUUGAAACUCUGCAGUGAUAACAAUAUUUUGGUCUCUCCAAAUUACUCAUUGGUUAACUGCAUGACAGAAAAGAAUGAGGUCCGCAGAUGGCAAAAUGCAGGUUUGCCACAUGAUCAAUAUUCCACAGAAAAUGCAAUAAUUAUUAAACAUGGACAACGGUGGCCUUUACUAAUUGAUCCAGAAAGCCAAGCUUACAAAUGGAUAUGUCAAAUGGAAGGCACCAAAUUGAAACAAAUCAAUGCUACAGAUGCCAAUUACUUAAAAACAAUUGAAUAUUCUUUGCAGUUUGGUGAAUCAGUCCUUUUGCAGGAUUUUCCUGAAACAUUGGAUUCAAAUAUAAAAUCAAUCUUAAGCAAGGAGAUCUACAAAAAAGGAGGACAAGAAUUCAUUAGAAUAGGAGAUUCUGAAAUUCAGUACAAUUCAGACUUUCGAUUAUAUCUGACAACACAGAAACCCAAUCCUCAUUUUCUGCCAGCAACAUGCAAUAUUGUUACUAUGAUAAACUUCACUUUAACAUUCCAUGGUUUGCAAAAUCAGCUUUUAUCUGCAGUUGUAAAUAAAGAAAAACCUGAGCUUGAAAAACAGUACUGCACGUUGAUGGAAAGCUUAUCAAUUGAUCUGGUAGCACUACAUGAAUAUGAACAAAGAUCACUUCAACUUUUGCAAAAAACAACUGGGCACCUUUUAGAUGACCAAGCCCUCAUUGAAAAUUUGCAGCGAACAAAAAUUACCUCAUCAGAGAUUUUUCAGCGUGUAGCAGAUUCAGCAGCAACAGAAGUCACCAUAGAAGGAUUGCGUAAAGCCUAUAUUCCUAUAGCAACUCGUGGUGCUGUGCUCUACUUUGUAAUAUCAGAACUUGUACACAUCAACCAUGUCUAUCAGUUUUCACUGAAUUGGUUUCAUAAGAUCUUUGUAGAUUCUAUAGAUAAUGUGAAAAAAAGUGACAUUUCUCUCAGUGAUUCUCUUUCAAGUACAAAAAUAAGUGAAUAUAAGGUACAAAGUGAAGAAACAUUAACGAAAAGUGAGACUGAGAUAGAUCACUUCAAAAUACAUAUUGAUGAUAUAAUUGAGACACUAACAUAUCAUGUCUACGAGACAGUUUCUUCAGCUGUGUUCAAUAAAAAUAAGCUAUGCUUUGCUUUCCUGCUUUGCACAGCAAUCAUGAAAAAUAAUUAUGGUGAAAAUGUAUUCACAAAUAAGCUUGGAUUUAUAUCAGAGAAUGAGUGGAAUUUCUUCCUGUACUCUGGCAUGAUAGCAAAUAUUAAGCAACCAUCAAUCUCUGACUGUAAUGGUUCAUGUGUAUUUAACAAAAUGGCUCCAUUCUACUGGAUAAAUGAAAUAAUGUGGAAAGAAUGUCAGUGCAUGAGUACUCAAAUACCUGCAUUCAGCCUAUUGUGCAGUUCUCUGUCAACAUAUCCUCAACAGUGGAAAGAUUUUCUGGAUAGUGAGAAUGUGUAUGAUUUAAUUAAUUCAGAAUCACAGCUAGUAAGAGAAAGUGAAGAUGAUGAGGAGAGUAUACCUGUAAUUUUCCCUUGGGAGAAGCUUUCUCCAUUUGAAAGACUUAUCCUGAUAAAAGUUCUCCGUUCAGAAAUGUUAAACCAUGCAGUACAAAUAUUUGUAACUGAGAAAUUGGGAACUAGGUAUUUUCAGACUGGAGGAAUUAAUUUAAAAGGAAUGUAUGAGGAAUCUGAUUCUACAACUCCACUAAUUCUCAUCCAUACUCAUGGGAUAGACAUUACGGCAGUUGUCUUGCGCUUUGCCCAAGAAAUAAAAAGUACACAAAAUGUGCAAAUGCUAUCUCUGGGACGUGGCCAAGCCAGCAAAGCAGAGGAAUUGAUAUAUAAAGCACAAAUACUGGGUGAACAGUGGGUAUUCCUUCAGAAUUGCCAUCUUGCAACUUCAUUUAUGCCAAGAUUGUGCAAAAUUGUUGAUUCCUUUGUCCUACCUGAUACAACUAUAAAUCCAGGAUUUAGACUAUGGUUAAGUUCAACACCAGAUACAUCUUUACCCAUACCUAUAUUGAGAAGAGGGCUAAAGAUAGUAAUAGAAACUCCACAAGGGCUAAAAGGAACAUUACUUCAAACUUUUGGAUUAAGUGACACUAGUGUAGUAACAGAAACUAUAUUUAAUAAGACCAACUGUGGGCCAUCAUGGAAAAGAUUGUUGUUUAGCCUAUGUUUCUUCAAUGCUGUCAUUCAUGAAAGAAAGAAAUAUGGAGUUUUGGGCUGGAAUAUUCCAUAUGCUUUUAAUUCUUCAGAUUUAGAGUUUUCUAUCAAAAUAUUGGAAGUGCUCCUUGAGAAGCACCAAAGGAUUCCUUGGACAGCAUUGCAUUAUUUGACUGGAGAAGUAACAUAUGGAGGCCAUGUAACUGAUAAUUGGGACCGUCGAUGCUUGCUUAGCAUUUUAGAUAAUUUUUAUAAUCCUUCUGUACUGGAAGAAGAUUUUGUUUAUACUGCUGAUGAGGUGUAUCGACCAAUAUCUGAAGUAGAUAGUUUAAAAGACUGCAGAACCUAUCUACAAUCUCUUCCAGAAGUGGAUUCUCCAGAAAUUUUUGGAAUGCAUCAUUGUGCUGAAAGACAAUAUUUAAAAGCUCAGGCAGAAUCAUUUAUCAAUUCAAUUGUCAGUACCCAACCAACAUAUAGCACAGACAUUAUCAGUGAUAGAAUGGGCCAGGAUGAAAUAGUACUGGAAGUAGUAUCUGAUAUUCUAAUAAGGCUCCCAUUGACCGUAGAGAAUAUGGAAGGGGAAUCUACCAAUGAAUAUGUGUCUACAGAAAUUGUAACCCUGAGAAGUUUCAUGUCUGGACCAAUUUGGGCUGCACUUGUGAAAGCUACAGAAGAUUUUUAUUCUAUUACCAGUUCACCUUUGCUACCUGUCUUGCGCCAAGAGAUAGACCGUUGUAAUAAUUUACUAUACUUAAUAAUUCGGUCAUUACAAGAACUUCAGCAAGGAAUCAAAGGAAAAAUUAUCUUCACUAAAAGAUUAGAAGAACUUUAUAAUUCAAUAUUGAAAGGCAGAGUAGCUGAUCUGUGGGAGCAAAGUUCUUUUAAGACAAAUAAACCUUUAGGAUCCUGGAUUGAUGAUCUCAUUAUACAAGUGAAUUUCUUUGCCAUGUGGGCUGAUCAUAUUAUCACCUUUAUGCAAGCAAGGUUUAAUGAUUUACUGGUGCUUCAGAGACAAAGCAAAAUGCCACAUCAUCUUGAUGAAUAUCCUGACUUUCAUGCCAGUUAUCAAGGACAUCCUAGCUGUUUUUGGCUUCCAGGUUUCUUUUUUCCACAUGGAUUUCUUAUUGCUGUGUGUCAGAAUUAUGCUCGAUUGAAUAAAGUAACAGUGGAUUCACUUACUUUUACACAUAAAGUGCUUCCUUUAACUCAAGAUGAAGAUUUCAGCUUCAAUAGAAAGGAAAGCAUAUUAAACAAAGCUUUUAAGAUUACCCUUAGCCCAAGUUACUGUGGUGAAGAAGACCAGCUUUUAUACAAAUGUCCUUUAUACAAGACACCUCAAAGAACAGGAAUGCUGUCUUCCAUGGGUGAAUCUAUAAAUUUUGUAACUGAAGUUAAUCUGCCAAGUCUGGUAACUCCUAGCCACUGGAUAAUGAGAGGAGUUGCACUGUUAUGUCAACUGGACAAUUAG
This is a messenger RNA of Pseudonaja textilis, 12231 nucleotides long. NCBI's taxonomy places the organism in Eukaryota, Metazoa, Chordata, Lepidosauria, Squamata, Elapidae. The record is from RefSeq and is a predicted model, not a curated record.